Messenger RNA from Dufourea novaeangliae, 975 nucleotides. Its product is annotated as sodium/potassium-transporting ATPase subunit beta-1-like. The coding region runs from base 1 to 975 and encodes 324 amino acids. Gene Ontology annotation, biological process: intracellular potassium ion homeostasis; sodium ion export across plasma membrane; potassium ion import across plasma membrane. The transcript has 7 exons. The record is from RefSeq and is a predicted model, not a curated record. Gene Ontology annotation, cellular component: sodium:potassium-exchanging ATPase complex. Gene Ontology annotation, molecular function: ATPase activator activity. Lineage: Eukaryota; Metazoa; Arthropoda; Insecta; Hymenoptera; Halictidae.
AUGGUUAUAUUACACGACGACAAAUAUUACGAGAGUCGUAUACCUCAACCUGAUUUAGGAGCCUUUGGAAAUAUUCUACGGUUUAUCUGGAACAAGAAACGAAAAGCAUUCCUCGGUAGAACAGGAAAAGAAUGGGGUAAUCUAGGACUGUUCUAUUUGUGUUUCUUCUCCGUGUUGGGAGCAAUAUUCGCGCUUCAAAUGAAGAUCAGUGUGGAUUUUGUUUCCAAGUUGGACAAACCGUUCUUUCAGUACACUGACCCAGCUACAAGAUCCAUAUUAAUGCCGAAGUAUUUCAAUUCACUUCGGAAAUUCGGUAGUCCAGGAAUAGCGUUUAAACCAAGAAGUAUAUCGGCAUCAUCGCCAAUCAUUUCGGUGAACAAUUCAAGCAUCAAAGCUAGACCAAAAAGAUAUAUUCAAGCCUUAACGGAUUUCCUCCGAGAGUACAAUGCAAAUGUAUCGAAAUAUAAUGUCAAUUGUCAACACCAAAAUUAUGAAUUCAAUCGUACGAGGAGGCCUUGUUUCUUUGAUACAAAAAGUCUCGGGGUAUGCAGUAGAUAUCCGUACGGAUACUCAAAACCUUUGAAACCCUGUGUUCUUGUCAAAUUCAAUAAGAGGUUCGAUUGGGUACCCGAUUAUUAUAAUCAAUCCUCGCGUUUGCCUAAGAAUAUGCCGAAUAACUUAAAGAUGGCGAUACAGUCGUCAGAAAAGUUUUACAUUUGGUUAUCUUGCGACGGUGCAAACAGCGUUGAUAAAGAGCAUAUUGGAGAAAUAGAUUACAUUCCAAGUCCUGGGUUUCCAAUUGAAUAUUUUCCGUUUACCGGCCAGCAAGAUUAUCUUUCGCCCAUUGUUGCGUUACAUUUCCAGAAUUUAACACCAAACAGAUUGGUCACGGUUGAAUGCAAUUUAUGGGCCUUCAACAUCGAACAACGAUCUCAUUACUCAUUAGACUUCCAAAUAAUAAUAGAUGACUGGUAA